Molecule: messenger RNA, 937 nt
Organism: Cinara cedri
Lineage: Eukaryota; Metazoa; Arthropoda; Insecta; Hemiptera; Aphididae
Source: the annotation of a GenBank genome assembly
AUGUACCGUUCAUAUCAAGAAAGUACUCUUCAAUCAGCUGUAAGACAAUCUCAGUGGGGUUUGUCCAAUAACUUUGAUAAUAUGUCAACGAUUGCAGGUUUACAACAAACUAGUGAUGUUUUAUUGGGUAUUAAUAAAUUCGAGAAAGACCUUUUUAAUCUUUAUCAACAGUCAUUUUAAGCAUCAAUAACCAAAAAUAAUAUAGUACAAAUAAACACAUAUACAAGUAUAUUGUAUGUAUUAAUAUAAAAUUAUGAUUUAAAUUUACUAUUUUAAAAUUUGCAGGAUGCCAUAAUAUAUUUUAAUAAUUUAAUAAAAAUAAAAAUUUACAUGGUUUAUUAAAACAGUUAUUAUGACGAUUUUAUUUCCAUUUAUUUUUUUAACCCUGCAUGGGUCGCGCGGAUGGAUUACAAUAGAUAAAAUAAAUGUAUUUAUUGUAGUUUGGAAAUCACUGGAGUUAUCUUAUCUUUUCAGUACCUUCAAAUAGCAUGUUGCUUAAUAUAAUUAGUUAGUUAUCGAAUACCGUUCGUAGAAUUUGUCGUCGUUAUUUGAGUUCUAACUGAGUUGGAUUACCAUUGUAUGUCAUGCGAUCUUUCACGUAUAAAUAUUUUAUAAGUUUUUUUUUAUACUACUAGAUUUAUUUUCAUGUCAAUAAUAAAAAAGAAUGAGUAACAAAAUCGAUAUUUAACAAUGGUUGGAAGAAGAUGAAGAUGAACUAACUGAUGGAAACGACAUUGACAGUGAUGAUGAGUUAGAGGAUCAGGUAGAAGUAAAUGAUGAAAACACGGAUACGGAAAAUAGUGACUAUGGAAAUGAAAGUGAGUCGAAUAGUAACGAUAUUGAUCCAAUAUUACAAAAUAAAUAUUUUUUUGGGAAGGAUAAUAUUAGGUGGAUAAAAAAAAGUACCUACUAUAACCCAUCAGACUCGUGCUCAUAA